CUGCAGAAGGGCACUCGUUUCCUUUCCCUUCGGAGCACACCCACCCUCCCAUCGUUUGAUUCACUCGCUACUGUGGCUUCUGUUAACGCUCCCGCUACUUUGUCCGUCCAAACUCGAAAAGUCCCCAGCAGCUCGCUCGACGGCCUCUUGUGGUUCUACUUUCUCCAAGGGUUGCUUUCGAUAGCCGCCACUCAAUUCUCACAUCUACCCUUUUUCAUCCUUCUUUUUUUUCCUUUUCUUUUCUUUUCUCUUUUAGCACUUUUUCCCUGGCCCUUCUGGCUCCGCUUGCAGUGACUUUCUUGUUUGCGCCUGUCGUCAGCCCUCCCGUCAUUAAUGCCUGGACCCAUUGCUCUUGCUUAGAUUCCCGUCCCGAUCUCGCCGUUCUUGCGGUUGAGCAGACCUAUCUUCGUUGUUGUUCCUAGCUUCGUGCCAAAUCCGCGGAGCACCACGGUUGUAGUUUACCAUGGCGGCGGCCCCGUCCCAUGCCCAGUCGUCUCUCCCCUCGCUGCCCCAUCACCUGCAGUCCGACACUCAACUGACGGCCCACCUUGCCAGCCGAUUCCAUGUCUCCCUCCCCACAGCUCGCCUUUCUUCGCAUGCUCUGAUAUGCCUGAAUACGUAUACAUCCUCAACAAAAGGUCCUGAUGGACUCAAGGAAGGAAGCGCCAUGGGGGAGGCGGAGGAUUUGGCAAGGCGAGCCUGGACAAGAUUGGGGUCAAGGGGGGAAAAUCAAGCUGUUGUUUUCCUAGGUGAAUCUGGCUCAGGCAAAACAACUAUUCGAUCUCACCUGUUAUCUUCGCUCCUCUCAUUCACCUCAACCCCGCUAUCUACCAAGUUGUCCCUUGCGGCAUUUGUUUUUGACACACUGACAACUACAAAAGCCGUUACUACGCCAACUGCGUCAAAAGCCGGUCUCUUUUUCGAGCUACAAUAUGAUGCAUCGUCCACCGUAAAUCCGACUUUGAUUGGUGGGAAGCUUUUAGAUCACCGGCUGGAGCGGAGCAGAAUAGCGUCUGUUCCUACGGGAGAGCGAAGUUUUCAUGUUUUGUAUUACCUUCUGGCGGGGACCAGUCCAGCCGAAAAGACACAUCUAGGUCUUUCUAGUUCAGGCGAUGUUAUCUCGAGUGGCCCAACCAAGCGAUCUUCAUCCCAAGCGUCACACAAGCGCUGGCGAUAUCUCGGACACCCGACCCAAUUAAAGGUCGGAAUCAACGAUGCGGAAGGAUUCCAGCACUUUAAGACGGCAUUGCGGAAACUGGAAUUCCCCCGAAGCGAGAUCGCAGAAAUUUGCCAAAUCCUGGCUUGUAUCCUGCAUAUCGGACAACUUGAAUUCACCACAGGUCAGGCUACGAGGACAGGGGCGGAUGAAAGUGGUGGAUAUUCGCACGAGGGCGGUGAGACCAUCACCGUCGUCAAAAACAAGGAUGUUCUAAGUAUUGUUGCCGCCUUCCUUGGUCUGAGUGUCGAUGAACUUGAAACAAGUUUGGGAUAUAAGACGAAGACAAUCCAUAAAGAACGGGUAACCGUUAUGCUUGAUCCCCAGGGCGCCCGAACAAACGCAGAUGGGUUUGCAAGGACACUCUAUGCUCUUCUAGUUGCCUAUGUGAUUGAAAACAUCAAUCAGCGGAUCUGCGCUGCCGAGGACGCCGUGGCUAACACCAUUUCCGUUGUUGAUUUCCCUGGUUUUGCCCAGAUGUCUACGACAAAUUCGACCUUGGAUCAAUUGCUGAACAAUGCUGCUACCGAGUCCCUUUAUCAGUAUUGUUUGCAAAACUUCUUUGAGCGUCAGGCAGAUAUGUUGGAAACAGAAGAGGUCAACGUCCCAGCAACCAGCUAUUUUGACAACUCCGAUGCCGUUAAGGGCCUUUUGAAACACGGCAACGGUCUCCUCUCCAUUUUGGACGAUCAAACCAAGCGCGCCCGAACCGACUUGCAGUUCCUCGAGAGUAUUCGCAAACGGUUCGAGAAUAAAAACCCAGCUAUAGCUGUUGGUAGCUCGACCGCAAUUCUCCCAGGCAGCAACUUUGCUACGCAAAACGCUGCCGCUGUAUUCACAGUGAGGCAUUUUGCAGGGGAAGUUGAUUACCCCGUUAAGGGCCUAAUUGAAGAAAAUGGUGAUCUGGUAUCUGGCGACCUCCUUAACCUCAUUAGCUCUACGAAGAGUGGAUUUGUUCGGGAACUGUUCGGUCAAGAAGCAUUGCAAACGAUCCACCAUCCCAAGGAAAGGAAUGCUAUCAUGCAAGCUCAAGUCAGCUCGAAACCAUUGAGAAUGCCGAGCAUGGCACGGCGGAAAAUGAGCAGACCCUCAAGGUUUACGUCUUUUGGAUCUCAGUCCGAAGCUGACGACACCGAUGACUUUGCUAGUACAUCUACCAGUACGAAGAAGGGCGGAUCUAACAGUAAGAAAGGGUCAGUGGCUGGUGCUCCAAAACAGGGCGCAGCUGGCCAGUUCCUCGCCUCUCUUGACAAUAUAACCAAAUCCUUAUCAGCGUCAAAUGUGAACCCUUAUUUUGUCUUCUGCCUUAAGCCAAAUGACAGGCGGAUUGCAAAUCAGUUUGAUAGCAAAUGCGUCCGGACCCAAGUGCAGACGUUGGGGAUUGCCGAGAUCAGCCAACGUCUCCGCAAUGCGGACUUCUCUGUAUUCUUACCAUUUGCUGAAUUCCUUGGGCUUGCAGAAGCAGAAUCGAUCAUUGUUGGGAGUGACAAGGAAAAGUCGCAGCUCAUCGUUGAUGAGAAGAGGUGGCCAACCAACGAGGCACGCGUUGGCAGCACUGGUGUCUUCCUGAGUGAAAGAUGCUGGGCAGAUCUGGCCAAAGUUGGCGAGCGAGUUCUUCCAAGUUUUAGUGGAGAAGGUACUGAUGAUGGCAGAGAUGGCCUUCUCCAUGUUGGCGGCAACCAAUAUGGAGAUUCAAAAGUCCGUCUCUUGCCUUCUGGAGACUCCACCCCUGGAGCGUUUAUAUACGGGGAUGAUAAGCAAGGAUACUUCGGCAGCCGGGAAUUGGAUGCACGGUCGGAUGCUGGCGCAUCUGCCUUUAACUCAGGUGAUAUGUUCAAGAAUUUGGAAACCCGUGAGCAAAUGGCAGAGCGAAGCAACGAGAAAGAGAUGGUUGAAGUGGAGGACGUCAUCGUCUCGGGAAGCCGCAAACGCUGGCUUGCGCUCGUUUAUCUGUUGACCUUUUAUAUCCCUGAUUUCUUGAUCAAGUGGGUCGGGAGAAAGAAGAGAAAGGAUGUGCGUGUCGCUUGGCGUGAAAAAUUCGCUAUCAACCUUCUUAUAUGGUUGAGCUGUGGCUUUGUGGUAUUUUUCAUUAUCCUUUUCCCGCGAUUGAUCUGUCCGACGCAACACGUUUUCUCCGCUGAAGAACUUUCGUCUCACGAUGGGAAAGGCAACCAUAACGCAUAUACCGCCAUUCGAGGAGAAGUAUUUGACUUGGGCUCUUUUAUACCUGCCCAUUACCCGGGUAUUGUUCCUCGAUCGGCGCUGAUAAAGUAUGCUGGAAUUGAUGCUACGCAUUUAUUCCCUGUGCAGGUUUCUGCGCUUUGUCGGGGUAAAGGCGGCUCACAACGGCCCAUUGAUCCUUCAGUGCUGUUCGACUUCACUCCCACCAAUAUAUCGGGUUCUGCGAACGUUGUUAGCGGAAACGACAAAAAUUUCCUGUACCAUGACUUCAGACACUUCAGAAAUGAUACUCGACCAACCUGGUACUUUCAGCAAAUGCGAUACCUACGGGCAAACUACAAAAAAGGAGAGAUUGGCUACACUAAGAGCCAUCUCAAGACGCUUGCUGAGAAGGAGUCUCAGUACAUCGGAGUCAUAAAUGGAGUGGUUUAUGACUUCACUGACUACAUGAUUGGAGGUCGAAUUACUAGAGACAAAGAUGGUAAACCGAAACCAGGUGUCGACGUGGAUUUCAUGGAUUCCCGAGUUGUCGAUUUGUUCCAGCAAAAAUCCGGGCAUGAUCUGACCGAGUACUUCAACAGACUUCCCCUCAGCAGCACACUGCGUUACGAUAUGGAAGUCUGCCUCAACAACCUCUUCAAAGUCGGAGCCCUAGACACCCGAAAUUCGACGCAGUGCCUCUUCUCUCAAUAUUUUGUGCUUGCGUGUUCGGCUCUCCUGGCGAGUAUCAUUGGUUUUAAGUUCUUGGCUGCAUUGCAGUUUGGAAGAAAGAAUGUCCCAGAAAACCUUGAUAAGUUUAUCAUUUGCCAGGUACCAGCGUAUACAGAAGAUGAGGAGUCUCUCCGUCGUGCGAUUGACUCGAUGGCCCGGAUGAAAUACGAUGAUAAACGGAAACUCCUCGUGGUUAUUUGCGACGGUAUGAUCAUUGGACAGGGCAAUGACCGCCCCACGCCUCGAAUCGUCCUCGAUAUCCUUGGUGUCCCAGAGACUGUUGACCCCGAACCACUCAGCUUUGAAAGUUUAGGAGAAGGCAUGAGGCAGCACAACAUGGGCAAGGUUUACUCCGGACUGUACGAAGUGCAAGGUCACAUUGUUCCAUUUUUGGUAGUGGUUAAAGUUGGCAAGCCGUCUGAGGUUUCUCGACCUGGUAACCGCGGAAAACGUGAUUCUCAAAUGCUUCUGAUGCGCUUCCUCAACCGCGUCCAUUACAACGCACCGAUGAGCCCGCUUGAACUGGAAAUGCAUCAUCAGGUCCGCAAUAUUAUUGGUGUAAAUCCGACAUUCUACGAGUUCAUCUUACAGGUUGAUGCGGAUACCGUUGUUGCGCAAGAUUCUGCUACUCGAAUGGUCGCCUCAUUCUUGCAUGAUACGAGAGUGAUUGCACUCUGCGGAGAGACAGCUCUUAACAACGCCAAAUCUUCCAUGAUCACGAUGAUUCAAGUCUACGAAUACUGGAUCUCCCACAACUUGACGAAAGCCUUCGAAAGUCUUUUUGGCUCUGUGACCUGUUUACCAGGUUGUUUCAGUAUGUACCGCAUCCGUGCCGCCGAUACAGGCAAGCCACUCUUCGUCAGCAAGGAAGUUGUAGAUGCCUAUGGAGAGAUUCGUGUUGAUACGCUUCACAUGAAAAACUUGCUCCAUCUGGGAGAGGAUCGAUAUCUGACAACCCUACUUCUGAAGCACCAUCCAAAAUAUAAGACCAAAUAUAUUUUCAAUGCGCAUGCAUGGACUGUUGCUCCUGACAGCUGGGCCGUCUUCUUGUCCCAACGUCGCAGAUGGAUCAAUUCGACUGUCCACAACUUGAUCGAGCUCAUUCCUCUCCAACAACUGUGCGGGUUCUGCUGCUUCAGUAUGAGGUUUGUUGUUUUUGUGGAUCUUCUCAGUACAAUCAUUCAACCUGUGACCGUCGCCUAUAUUGUCUACCUCAUUGUACUCCUGGCUAUGAACACCGGCAUCAUUCCAAUCACAGCAUUCAUUUUGCUCGGAGCGAUCUACGGUCUGCAGGCUAUUAUUUUCAUUCUCCGCCGCAAAUGGGAAAUGGUAGGAUGGAUGAUAAUUUAUCUCCUUGCCAUGCCUGUGUUCUCGUUGGGUCUGCCUCUCUAUGCUUUUUGGCAUAUGGAUGACUUCACAUGGGGUAAUACUCGUAUUGUCACUGGUGAGAAAGGCCGUAAGGUCGUUAUCACGGAUGAGGGAAAGUUUGAUCCAGCUUCAAUUCCUAAGAAGAAGUGGGAGGAGUAUCAAGCUGAGCUCUGGGAAGCCCAGACGCAUCGUGAUGACCAGUCGGAAGUCUCUGGAUACUCCUAUCGAACAAAGUCGUACCACCCAGCAAUGUCGGAAUAUGGAUAUCCCGCCACAAGACCAGCUUCUCACCUGGAUUACAACCGCCAUUCGCGGCUAUCUCUGCCCACUUCUGAACUCCUCGGUCGUGGCUCAGACCUCGAAAUGACUGACUUCGCCGGUCUUCCGACCGACGAUGCGUUGCUAGCCGAGAUCAGAGACAUUCUGAGAACGGCUGACUUGAUGACCGUUACGAAGAAGAGCGUCAAACAAGAACUUGAACGGAGAUUUAACAUCCCGCUGGACGCAAAACGAGCGUACAUUAAUUCUGCGACUGAAGCAGUUCUUUCAGGCCAACUCUAAAAAGCAGUUCAAAUGCAAAUAUUUGCUCGGUUUUUUUUCUUGAAUCUUUUGUUCUAUUUUCAGCAUGCACAAAUUAUAAUCCUUAUCAUUUUGAAUAAUAAUUGUUUGGACAAUGAGCACAAUUCUCUAAUCAAGCAUGUUCUUCAGUCCUUUUCUCCCUCAACGAACUAAUAAUACAUGUGCUAUCUUGUUUCACUUAUCUUUCUUGUUAUGGUGUUUGUAUGGAGCAUUGAAUUAUUGUGCUAUUUGAAAGCUGGUCGAUCUCAUACAUGGUCUCUUGGUCUCUCCUUUACAUUUGUGUUGGGCAUGAUUUUUCCUUUUUUUUGGUCUCUCCCUUUCUCUCUGAAAUGAAGGUAUAUAUAUAUCCAUACUCCGUACAGUAGAGCAAAUUUGUUUGAUACACACCGUGUUUCCUCUUACAUAUGUUCCUAAAUGGUUGAAUUCGCAUUGCUGGUUUGCGCAAGGUCGCGCGUAUAAUGAACGCCUGUACCCAUUGUGAAAUAUCUUGUUAACAUGCAGACUAAGUACCAUAAUUCACUUUAACCUUGCUA
Coccidioides posadasii C735 delta SOWgp is the source of this 6588-nucleotide messenger RNA. RefSeq lists its product as uncharacterized. Gene Ontology annotation, cellular component: myosin complex; cell septum; cell periphery. NCBI's taxonomy places the organism in Eukaryota, Fungi, Ascomycota, Eurotiomycetes, Onygenales, Onygenaceae. The record is from RefSeq and is a predicted model, not a curated record. Gene Ontology annotation, molecular function: cytoskeletal motor activity; ATP binding; chitin synthase activity.